UGUGUGGUUCUCCACCCCCACCCCCCCAGCUGAGUGGAGGAGUUGAUAUGUCUCAUUAUAACAGCCAAUGCAGCCGCCAUCCACGCACAAGCAAAGAAGCAUGUCCCAUUUAAAUACACCCACGCAGCCCCAGCGCCCUUAGCCGAUCAGGGCGCGCAGCCCACACGCACCGCGGCUCCGGGCUUGGAGAUCCGCGCAGGUCGGGCUCGGGAUCCCGCGGAUCGACGCUCUCGGAAGAUCGGCACCGGACUCUUGUGGGGCCCGGGUGGGCGGGGGAGGCUGGGCCCCGGGCCUCUCUGGCGGACAGCCGCAUGAGGACGCGAGCGAAAUAGACCAGGGUGGAAUUGCCAAGGCAGACGCUUCGGGGUGGUUUGGUCCAUUUCUCCCGCGAAGAGUCGACAUGGCGAGCGACUCCCCAGCUCGCAGCCUGGAUGAAAUCGAUCUCUCCGCCCUGAGGGACCCUGCAGGGAUCUUUGAGUUGGUGGAACUUGUCGGAAAUGGGACGUAUGGUCAAGUUUAUAAGGGUCGUCAUGUCAAAACAGGACAGCUUGCAGCCAUCAAGGUUAUGGAUGUCACAGGGGAUGAAGAGGAAGAAAUCAAACAAGAAAUUAACAUGUUGAAGAAAUAUUCUCAUCACAGGAACAUUGCAACAUACUACGGUGCUUUCAUCAAAAAGAACCCUCCAGGCAUGGAUGACCAACUGUGGCUGGUGAUGGAGUUCUGUGGUGCUGGCUCCGUCACUGACCUGAUCAAGAACACGAAAGGCAACACACUGAAAGAAGAGUGGAUCGCAUACAUCUGCAGGGAGAUCUUACGGGGCCUGAGUCACCUGCACCAGCACAAAGUGAUUCACCGAGACAUCAAAGGGCAGAACGUCUUGCUGACUGAAAAUGCAGAAGUUAAGCUAGUGGACUUUGGAGUGAGUGCCCAGCUUGACCGAACAGUGGGCAGGAGGAACACAUUCAUUGGAACCCCGUACUGGAUGGCACCGGAAGUCAUUGCCUGUGAUGAGAACCCAGAUGCCACGUAUGAUUUCAAGAGUGACUUGUGGUCUUUGGGAAUCACCGCCAUUGAGAUGGCAGAGGGCGCGCCCCCCCUCUGUGACAUGCAUCCCAUGAGAGCCCUCUUCCUCAUCCCCCGGAACCCAGCACCUCGCCUCAAGUCAAAGAAGUGGUCAAAAAAAUUCCAGUCGUUUAUUGAGAGCUGCUUGGUAAAGAAUCACAGUCAGCGACCAGCCACCGAGCAAUUGAUGAAGCAUCCGUUCAUACGAGACCAACCUAACGAGAGACAGGUCCGCAUCCAGCUGAAGGACCACAUCGACAGAACAAAGAAGAAGCGAGGAGAAAAGGAUGAGACCGAGUAUGAAUACAGCGGAAGUGAGGAAGAAGAGGAAGAGAAUGACUCUGGGGAGCCCAGCUCCAUUCUGAACCUGCCAGGAGAGUCGACGCUGCGGCGAGACUUCCUGCGACUGCAGCUGGCCAACAAGGAGCGCUCAGAGGCGCUGCGGCGACAGCAGCUGGAGCAGCAGCAGCGGGAGAAUGAGGAACACAAGCGGCAGCUGCUGGCGGAGCGCCAGAAGCGCAUUGAGGAGCAGAAGGAGCAGAGGCGGAGGCUGGAGGAGCAACAAAGGCGAGAGAAGGAGCUCCGGAAACAGCAGGAGCGGGAACAGCGCCGGCACUAUGAAGAGCAGAUGCGCAGGGAGGAGGAGCGCAGGCGCGCAGAGCAUGAGCAGGAAUACAUCAGGCGACAGUUAGAGGAGGAGCAAAGACAGUUAGAGAUCUUACAGCAGCAGCUCCUGCAUGAACAAGCUCUACUUCUGGAAUACAAGCGCAAACAGCUGGAAGAGCAGAGGCAAGCGGAAAGGCUUCAGAGGCAGCUGAAGCAAGAGAGAGACUACCUGGUCUCCCUCCAGCAUCAGCGACAAGAGCAGAGGCCCCUGGAGAAGAAGCCACUGUACCACUACAAGGAGGGCAUGAGUCCCAGCGAGAAGCCGGCCUGGGCCAAAGAGGUAGAAGAACGCUCAAGACUAAACCGACAGAGCUCACCUGCUAUGCCUCACAAGGUUGCCAACAGGAUCUCUGACCCCAACCUGCCCCCAAGAUCGGAGUCCUUCAGCAUUAGUGGGGUUCAGCCUGCCCGGACACCCCCAAUGCUCAGACCUGUUGACACCCAGAUCCCUCAGCUGGUAGCUGUGAAAUCCCAGGGACCUGCCUUGACCGUCUCCCAGUCCGUGCACGAGCAACCCACCAAGGGCCUGUCUGGGUUCCAGGAGGCUCUGAAUGUGACCUCUCACAGGGUCGAGAUGCCACGCCAGAACUCGGAUCCCACCUCAGAAAACCCUCCUCUGCCCACUCGCAUUGAGAAGUUCGACCGAAGCUCUUGGUUACGACAGGAGGAAGACAUUCCACCAAAGGUGCCUCAAAGAACAACUUCUAUAUCCCCAGCAUUAGCCAGGAAGAAUUCCCCUGGGAAUGGCAGUGCUCUGGGCCCCAGGCUUGGAUCUCAACCUAUCAGAGCAAGUAAUCCUGAUCUCCGCAGAACAGAGCCCAUCCUGGAGAGCCCCCUGCAGCGGACCAGCAGUGGCAGUUCCUCCAGCUCCAGCACUCCCAGCUCCCAGCCCAGCUCCCAAGGAGGCUCUCAGCCUGGGUCACAAGCAGGAUCUAGUGAACGAACUAGAGUUCGGGCCAACAGUAAGUCAGAAGGAUCCCCUGUGCUCCCCCACGAGCCCACCAAGGUGAAACCUGAAGAAUCCAGAGACAUCACCCGGCCCAGUCGGCCAGCUAGCUAUAAGAAAGCCAUCGAUGAGGAUCUGACGGCAUUAGCCAAAGAAUUAAGAGAACUCCGGAUUGAAGAAACAAACCGUCCACUGAAGAAAGUGACUGAUUACUCCUCCUCCAGUGAGGAGUCGGAGAGCAGUGAGGAGGAGGAAGAAGACGGGGAGAGCGAGACGCACGAUGGGACGGUGGCUGUCAGUGACAUCCCCAGACUAAUACCAACAGGAGCUCCAGGGAGUAACGAGCAGUACAGCGUGGGGAUGGUCGGGACGCACGGGCUGGAGACUUCGCACGCCGACACCUUUGGCGGCAGUAUUUCAAGAGAAGGAACCUUAAUGAUCAGAGAGACGGCUGAAGAGAAGAAGCGAUCUGGCCACAGUGACAGUAAUGGCUUCGCGGGUCACAUCAACCUCCCAGACCUUGUGCAGCAGAGUCAUUCCCCAGCCGGGACUCCCACCGAGGGACUGGGUCGUGUCUCCACCCAUUCCCAGGAGAUGGACCCUGGAACUGAAUAUGGCAUGGGGGGCAGCACCAAAGCCUCCUUCACCCCCUUCGUGGACCCCAGAGUGUACCAGACGUCGCCCACUGAUGAAGAUGAAGAAGAUGACGAGUCCUCCGCUGCUGCCCUGUUUACUAGUGAGCUUCUUAGGCAAGAACAGGCUAAACUCAAUGAAGCAAGGAAGAUUUCAGUGGUAAAUGUGAACCCAACCAACAUUCGCCCUCAUAGUGACACGCCGGAAAUCAGAAAAUACAAGAAACGCUUCAAUUCCGAAAUACUCUGUGCAGCUCUGUGGGGUGUGAACCUUCUGGUGGGAAGAAAUGGCCUGAUGCUUUUGGACAGAAGCGGCCAAGGCAAAGUCUACAAUCUGAUCAACCGGAGGCGGUUCCAGCAGAUGGAUGUACUAGAAGGACUGAAUGUUCUUGUGACGAUAUCAGGAAAGAAGAAUAAGCUCCGUGUUUACUAUCUCUCCUGGUUAAGAAAUAGAAUACUGCACAAUGACCCGGAAGUGGAAAAGAAGCAGGGCUGGAUCACAGUCGGGGACCUGGAAGGCUGUAUACAUUACAAAGUUGUUAAAUAUGAGAGAAUCAAGUUCUUGGUGAUCGCCUUAAAGAAUGCAGUGGAGAUAUAUGCUUGGGCCCCUAAACCUUACCACAAGUUCAUGGCGUUUAAGUCUUUUGCAGAUCUUCAGCAUAAGCCUCUGCUUGUUGACCUCACAGUGGAAGAAGGUCAAAGGUUAAAGGUCAUUUUUGGCUCUCACACUGGUUUCCAUGUAAUUGAUGUUGAUUCUGGAAACUCCUAUGAUAUCUACAUACCAUCCCAUAUUCAGGGCAACAUCACUCCUCAUGCUAUUGUUAUCUUGCCCAAAACGGAUGGAAUGGAAAUGCUGGUCUGCUAUGAGGAUGAGGGGGUGUACGUGAACACCUACGGCCGGAUCACGAAGGAUGUGGUGCUCCAGUGGGGAGAAAUGCCCACGUCUGUGGCCUACAUUCAUUCCAAUCAGAUAAUGGGCUGGGGCGAGAAAGCUAUUGAGAUCCGGUCAGUGGAAACAGGACAUUUGGAUGGAGUAUUUAUGCAUAAGCGAGCUCAAAGGUUAAAGUUUCUAUGUGAAAGAAAUGAUAAGGUGUUUUUUGCAUCCGUGCGGUCUGGAGGAAGUAGCCAAGUGUUUUUCAUGACCCUCAACAGAAAUUCCAUGAUGAACUGGUAACGGAAGAGCACUUGGCACUUAUCUUCACACGUUCUUUCUAAUGUAAAAGAACAUAACCCAUGUGGACGUGUGCCAGUCUAGAGGCAGACCCAGAAGGCCUGGUUGAACAUACCGCUCGCUCCCCUGUUUCCUCUCCCUCCAGCCCUCCCAAAAGAGUCCCCUCUUUCUGUGUUGCAGCCUGGUUGAGAAGGAGAGAAAGAGGUGGCAGGAAUGUCUGGGAGACCCCGAGGAUGCUGCAUUGUCUCUGGACAGAGUUGGACCUUGUGCCCUUCGGAGUUAGGGAUAGGAACAAAUAUCGUGUGCUUUUAUGGUUAAGCUGUGUUUGUACUGGGUUUUCAGUUCUUUUGGUUUGGGUUUUUUUUAACUAUUUUUUCUUUACCCCCUUGUUUUGUAAGAAUGGGGAAGAAUGCAUACUGGGAAAUUAGUCUUCUUCUUUUUUUUUUUUUUUUAAUUCUGUCUGCCUGCUAGCUUUAAGUAUAUGGUAUGUUGUAAAAUUUCCAAUUCCCAGUAGUGAGAGACAGCACAAUCAAUGUACUUCUCUCCCUGCACUGAAGGCCAUAACCACAUUGUCGUGUAAUUUAAGGACUCUCUUGCCUUCCCCAACCCAAGAGGCUGUUUUGUUAUUUUUUUUAAUUGCUACUGGCUAAUGAAUUUUUGAAAGAGAACAAAAUAGCUGGUUUUCUCCUCUCUGGGGAAAGAGAUUUUAAAUGGCUAAACUACUAGCCUUACUCUAAUAAAAUCAACUACCACUUUUGUGAGUCUGACAGGCCGUAUUUUGAUAUGGCCCUUUCUAGAAUGGAGGGUGUUGAAUGGGACAGAGAUGCCAUUGAGUUGAGUGGGCUUGUGUUUGGGGAGGGACUUUGCGGUGCCAUUGUCCCUCGAUUAUUAUGCAACAGAUCAGGGCAAAACAUGGAUGACAGGUGUGUCACCCAGAAGGAGCGUCUGAGCAAUGAGCUAAUAUGUCUAUGUAAAUACACACAUGUUCUUUCUUCAAGGUACUAUGUCUCCCUGCUAAGAGGUCCCUUCACUUGGCCUUUGUUAGGACUGAGACUGAUCGAGAUCUUUCCUGGAGCUGGGGUUACAUGGCAACCAUGCUCUGGAAACCCAGUUCCCUCCCGAGGGUGCCACUUUCUCAAGAUAAAAACUGUGACAAAGAAGAAUUCCUAAUAAAUGUUUCUGAGCUGCCUGUGUUCUCACUGGGUAAAGGGACUAGACUCUUCCGCCUGCCACAGACACAGCAGGCACCAACAGCUCGGAUUUUAGGGAACCUGAAGGCAAGGCUUUGGCCAGAAUUCUGAGACCCUAAUCACGUUAUGUUCCUCCAAACUUCCCAACAUACUGUUAACAACAUCUGUGCAGAGGUGUGUAUGUGUUUAGUUCAGGUUGACUUGUGUCCUUAUAAACCCUUACUCGAAUGAUUUGAUCCUUUAUGUGACUGGCUGGGAUUUUUCCCAAAGCUGUAAGCAUGGCCGCCUAUGGUAUCCAGGUGUCGCAACAUGGUAUCUGUGCUCUGCUUCCUGUUUUAACCUACCUCGUUUUGUUGGUUUUUGUUUCUCUGUUCAUCACAGCAGUGUUAGCUCCAGGAGACAUAUAGAGAGCUCAACGGGGCAAUCUCAGCUGUAUUGAAUAUUUUCAAAACAGUAGUUGACCAAAUUGUUCUUUAAAAAUUGGAGGGAGAAAAAAAUAAUCUCCAGUGACAAAAACCUGAUGAGGUUUGUUUUUAAAGGAUACAAUUACUGGAAAUGGAUCAAAAAAAGGAAAAACAAAAACUGUGAUCCUACUGAUUUUGCCUAAAUAAAUGAGCAGCUAAUGUACUAUUAAUGAGAACAAAACAUAUGUUAGGGAAUUGGUACCUUUUUAAUCUGGUGUUUUGGCCAAAGGGGGUGAGAAGGGGGAAUAUUCUGAGUUCCGAAUAUAGCUUAUUCUGUACUCCCCAAGGGUGACGGUCAUUUGCAGUUAUCUAAGCAGGUAACACACAGGAUGUAACGAGGGUGGCCUUCAGGUGACCACCGGGCUGUACCCAUCAGGCCCUCUAGCUCUCCAAAGCAAUGCAACCCUGCGUUCUCAUUUCUACUGCUGCUGUGAUGCUGCUGAACCACGGUCUUCACAAAUUGUGUGGGACAGAUUCAGCAAUAGCUCUGCCUUGAAUUUAGCAACUACUGAAAUUGGAUGCUGAUGUGGACAAAUAAUGUGGGUUUGGGUCUUGUCUCCAAAUGUGAUUGCCACCAGCUCUUUAUAUUGCUGCUGUGACAUUCUGAACCAGAGGUUUCUUUAAAUUGCGUUGCAAACUGAUCUGUUUUUAUGUUUUGUUUCGUUCCGUUCUUAUUUCUAAGUGAUACAUCUGAAACACACAGCUUUAAAUGAUUUUUUAUUGUGGGACUUUGGGUACAGUAAGAAAUAAAAGGGAAUCAUUGUGUUUAAGCAUAAGGUAGUUUGUGAAUGUAUUUUUUAAAAUCUAGAUUCAUUGGAACAAAAAAUCAUAAGAAAACAUAUUAACGCCGUCUUGUUUACAGUAUGUACAGUGACAUAACAUAACAUGAGCUUUUUCUGGUGCCAACAAAAUAAAACACAGACGUUAAACAUCAA
Molecule: messenger RNA, 7066 nt
Organism: Peromyscus leucopus (white-footed mouse)
Lineage: Eukaryota; Metazoa; Chordata; Mammalia; Rodentia; Cricetidae
Gene: Tnik
Product: TRAF2 and NCK interacting kinase
Biological process (GO): protein phosphorylation
Molecular function (GO): ATP binding; protein kinase activity
Source: RefSeq, a predicted model, not a curated record